Messenger RNA from Acipenser ruthenus (sterlet), 1257 nucleotides. RefSeq names its product peptidyl-prolyl cis-trans isomerase-like 3. Lineage: Eukaryota; Metazoa; Chordata; Actinopteri; Acipenseriformes; Acipenseridae. The transcript has 6 exons. Gene Ontology annotation, cellular component: catalytic step 2 spliceosome. Gene Ontology annotation, molecular function: peptidyl-prolyl cis-trans isomerase activity. The record is from RefSeq and is a predicted model, not a curated record. The coding region runs from base 104 to 589 and encodes 161 amino acids. Gene Ontology annotation, biological process: protein peptidyl-prolyl isomerization; protein folding.
ACAACGGAACACUUGCCUGUUUUGUCUGUGGUGUUGGGUAGGAAUUGUUUAGGUGUAACACCCACGGCACCUGGUGUGGAUAUUUGGGUAUUUUAUUUCGAGAAUGGCAGUGACGUUGCACUCAGAUUUGGGAGAUAUUAAAAUCGAACUUUUCUGUGAACGAACGCCAAAAGCAUGUGAGAAUUUUCUAGCACUCUGUGCCAGUGGAUUCUACAAUGGCUGCAUUUUCCACCGGAACAUCAAAGGGUUUAUGGUACAGACAGGCGACCCCACAGGUACAGGGAAAGGUGGAACCAGCAUUUGGGGACGGAAAUUUGAAGAUGAAUAUAGUGAACAUCUUAAGCAUAAUGUCAGAGGAGUGGUGUCCAUGGCAAACAACGGCCCAAAUACCAACGCUUCACAGUUUUUCAUCACAUAUGGCAAACAGCCUCAUCUUGAUAUGAAAUACACAAUAUUUGGAAAGGUGAUAGAUGGAUUGGAAACGUUAGAUGAGUUGGAGAAGCUUCCGGUCAACGAAAAGACAUUCCGCCCAUUGAAUGAAGUUCGCAUUAAGGAUGUUACUAUGCAUGCUAACCCAUUCGCAGCCUAGCGUCUUCCAGUGGCUGCUUUAGAAACUGCUGUGCAAUGCUUUUACUGUCAAGGAAACAUCUACGAUAAAUGGGGAGAAAAACACCAGGGAAUGCUGUUUAUUAAGGUUGUACCACUCUUUACAAAGGAUCCUUUCCGGAAGAGAGAAUGUAUUUUAUAUGUACAGUAUCUCACAGUGUUCAAUGUGAACCAGUACAACAAGGAACAUGUUGGUUUAAAUGUAUUUAAUUCUGUCCCCAGCUCCAGCCUGUUACAUGGCCACGUGGUAGAAAAUUAGUUAACUGGAGGAUUAAAAUGCCUCUGCAUCCUAAAGUAUCAAAUAGAAAUGAGCUAUUCAAGCAAUGGAUGUUCAAAAUAGAAGACAGCAUUAAGUUAUAGGGUCUUUAAGUGCAUGUCCCAGCUAAUACCAUCGUCACUCCCUGUACAAUAUCAAAAAACAUGUAUUGCUUGUUAAACCCAAGUUGAACCAAGAGAGCUUUGGGUCAUUUCAUUCAGACUAGGCGAAGCUGACUGUCUGUACAGUAUGAAGCAUCUCACUUGCUUAACUGUGUAAUGUAUUUUUUAUUGCAGCUUUUGAUAACCUCAAUACAAAUGUUGUUUACUUGUAUCUGAUAAAAAUGAAAUUUCCAGGUUUUGUUUUAAAUAAACUUUUUUUUAAUGCUGAGUAAA